CCGGGCGCGCUGCCGGCAGCAUGGCGGGGGAGGCGGGCGGCGCCGCGCUGGGCCGCGCGGCCGACAGGCUCUUCUCGCUGAGCGGGCUCUUCGCUGUCCGCAAGCCCAAGGGACCCACCUCGGCCGCCGUGCUCAACCUGCUCAAGGAGAGGCUGCUGGCAGAAGCUGGUGUGCAAACAAACGGGAACAAAAGAAAUCAGGUUUUGAAAAUUGGACAUGGAGGAACUUUGGACAGUGCAGCCACAGGAGUUCUGGUGGUUGGUAUUGGAAAAGGAACAAAAAUGCUGGGAACUAUGUUGACAGGUUCCAAGAAAUACACUGCCAUUGGAAUGCUGGGCAAGGCUACUGAUACAUUAGAUGCUACAGGAAAAGUAACUGAAGAAAAACCUUAUGACCAGGUAACAAAAAAAGAUCUUGAAAAUGUGCUGCAAAAGUUCACAGGGGACAUCAUGCAAGUUCCUCCACUCUAUUCUGCUUUGAAGAAGGGUGGAGAAAGGCUUUCAACUCUGAUGAAGAGAGGGGAAGCAGUGGAAGCAAAGCCAGCUCGGCCAGUAAGAGUGUACAGCCUUUCUCUCCAGCAGUUCCAGCCACCACUGUUCACGCUGGGUAAAGAUGUUGAAUGUGGUGGUGGCUUUUAUGUCAGGAGCCUGGUCAAUGACAUUGGCAAAGAGCUCUCUACCUGUGCCACAGUGCAGGAGCUGACCCGCACCAAGCAGGGGCCGUUCACGCUGGAGGAGCACGCCCUGCACGAAGACAAAUGGACAAUUGAUGAAAUUGCCCGGUCCUUGGAGCACUGCACAGCCCUGCUCCUGGGAGGGCCAUCUCGGAAAAAAUUGAAGACAGAGCAUCCUGGUGAAACUGCUGUAAUCUGUGAGGAUAAGUGAUAAGUUGGGUCAAGGAAAAAGACUGAAUGAUUGAGACGUUUGAAGAUUGGGUUGGGAUUGUCUCGCCUCCUGUGUAAAUCUACAAGUCUGUACUGGGAAGGUGACAAGUUGCAGCGCAAGAGAAAUCGUUCUUUUGUUUUCUGGGCUUAGAAUGUGCACUGAAAAUAUCCAGUGGUAGCUGUGUUCCUGAUUGUUUAUUGUCCUUUUUGCACACUGCAACUGAUGCCAAAUUUUUAUAAACUUUUAAAGAACUUUCAGGGUGCAGGAUGGCUGCUGUUGUGAAUUCAUCAAUUAAAAAGAUUAUAUACAAUAACGUCUGAUGAAUGUGCUCCAAAAAAAUUUUCCUUUUCUUUGCAGCUGGUAAUCAAACCCUGAAAUACCACAGUGACAAGUCUGUUGUGGCGUGAAAGACGGAAGAAUGUGGUGUAGCAAUUUGAAAUCCAUUUCAGGAUAUAUCCAUUUUACUGUAGUUUUUCCUAUGUGGAUUGUUCUUCCAGUCAAAUGUUCCUAGAAUGCGGUAUAUGCAGGUGCUUAUAUUUUAAGUUAAGUCUGAAAUACCAGCCUAAGAGAACAGUUCUAAGUAUAAACAGUCCCUGAAGAUGACUGGUUUGUGUCUGCACCUUACAGAAAGGUGUUACGUGAAGUGGUGGUUCCAAACUUACUUUCAGUCUAAGAAAUUAAAUAAAUAUCCUGAAGUUCCUCAUUGCAGGAUACCUUUCCGGACAUCUAUAGGACUUAUUUUUGUUUUCUGUACAAUAAGCAACUGAAGUCUAUGCAAGAUGAAUGAAGGUUUUGUUUAGAGGGAGGAUAGACUUUGUUUUAUUGUUCAGUAAACAGUUUUCUUCCUUUGUAUAUUCUUAUAAAGAACUUAAAAUGUUGAAAAUAGCACAAGCAAAUUGAAAUGUUAAAACACUACAGCAGCAGCAUCAUAUUUUAAAGUACAAUAUGGAUGAAGUAAUGGAUACAAGAAAUUUUGAUUUCAGGGAUGGGAGAAAAGCUUUUGUCAGUGAGGUAACAGUGGGAGAUUUUUGUUUCUUUUUGGGGUAGGUUUUCUGGUACUUCGGGUAGAAACGGAGAAGGAAGAGAUUAUUUCCUAAAGAAAUCAAAUAAAGCAGAAAAUUUCUUUUUCCAGUAUACUUACCUUGAAUGAUCAAAGACUUUAUUUGAAACACAGUUCUCUUAUUGUCCGAAUCUGUAUUUUCCCAAGAACCUAAUUUAUGUUAUCCCAGUGGUUUUCUAGAUUAAGUUCUCAUUUUAUUUAUCUUCCUGAUUUUUUAAAAAUAGCACAUGAGAUAUAAUUCUGUUAGUCUGCUUCGUUAAACUUCAGGGAUUUGUUUCUUUAAAAAUCAGUGCAAUUGAGAAAUCUCUCUAUUAAUAGGGUACAUUUGGAUACAGUGUUGUAAGUGUCUAACACAUUCUUAAUCUCAUCUGUUUGUUUAAUGCUCACCAAGCCUUUCCUGCUAUUCCAUUUAAGAGCCCCUGAUAUUUUUAAUUUCAAAAGGAGAAUUCUAUUUUCAUCAGCUUUUUGGUUAGCUUGCAACUGGUCUGUUGUAAUUAUUGCUAACAGAUCUGUGAUCGUGAGAAGACGGGAUCUGUUCCAUAGUCUAGUCACUGGAGAGGAAUGAAAUGGCAAUUAAAAAACAGCAUCUUGUGGACAUCAACAAGUUCUGGUUUAGGCUGCAAGUCCUUAUGCAUAUGGAAAGCAUAGGGAGAGAUGGAAUGCAGUUGUUCAUGAUCAGGAAUCUGCACAGAACCAUUCAGAUUGGAAAAGAGCUUUAAGACCAUUAGGCCUGACCAUUACCCCAGCAGUGCCAAGUCCACCCCUUCACCAGCUUUAGCUAGGGCUUUUUUCCUGGAAUUCCUCUCACCUUCCCCAGUGCAUCAGAAAUGAAGGUAGAAUUUCUUUAUCUCAAAUUAAUGACAAACUUCUCCUGUAGUUCUCUUGUAUUGAACUACAGAAGGUAUUUCCCAUAGCACUGGGUAGCAGGUGUGUUUGGCUGGAGCUGUGAGUGGCUGGACAAACCCAUGGCAGGCAGCAGGAAGUGUUCUUGGAAAACACAGUGUGAAGAGUGCAAUAAAGCCAUGAAUAGUUUAUGCAGUAAGCACUGAUGAGUGUCACCCCCGUUCCAUUCCUAAAUACUCGAGCUAUCUUCUCAAACAUUCCAACUCCUCUGGCUACUUCCCAGUGAUUUUCCUGUGUGCUGGACCUCACUUGUGUGCUUUCUUCUAAGUUCCCCCAUGCUUUAAUGGCUCUCUGAGCCUGUAGUUCCAGUGAAUAGUAACGGGGAAGGCACUGAAAACUUCAGGAAUAACUCACUUAGAUAUGUUUUAAUAAGUGUUUAACCCAUUAUCUUGAAACUAUGCAGAUUUGGAGGUAAGUGUUGUGUUCCCAUGGGAACCUAGGGAAAUACUCAUUCUAACUUCCUUAUUCUUACUAGCAUGCUCAUCCCAGAGAUGCCAGACUUCAGAAUUGGGCUAUAUCCACAGCAUAAUGUGUUUUUGUUAGAAGAAAAUAUCUUGGUUACUGACAGUCACGAUAUCUCAACAUUCAAGAGGAAAAGUGUGCAUACAAUAUUUAUGAGACUACUUAGAAGAGUUAGUACUGAGAUCUCAGCUGAAGCAAAUGGUAUUUAAUAGGAAUUUUAUGGUACUCUGGCCAGAAAAUGUGCGUGUCUCUGAUUUACCAUUUAAAAUAUAUCCGUGACACAGAUCAAAAGAUUUGUCUCAUUUUAAUGAGCAUUGUUCAUGGUGAAAGUCCUGAUGCAAAAGCGUGUCCUGCUUCUUGAGCUGAGUAUUGUCUGUCCUCAAUGUGGUCUUGCUGUCUUUAGUCCAUGGAAGUGUGGUACCAUAGCCUGCCUGAGUGCUCCAAUGCUGCUGCUGCUUCAGUGAGUUUGACAAGGGCUGCAGAAUUUGUCUCCCUUUAAUGUCUCUGCCUGCCUGCCUGUCUGUCUUUCUUCCUUAUUUAAAUGGUAGUUUUCACUUCAUAAUAUACUUCUGCUGCCAGCAGAAUAAAACUGGGAGCAACUCCCCCAAUUUUGGGAUAUCUUAUUUUUUUAUUUUAAUAGAUGGUGAAUUUGCUGCUCUGGGCAUGAAUGGCUCUCUGACUCUAAUGAGUAGGGUCAUGCUGUUUGCUUGGCAGAGUCAAGGAGUGAGUUUGCAAUGGUGUUAAUUUUAUUAAAAAGGCCUUUUUAAUAAAAUUUUAAGAAGCAAAGUGAGAGCAUGUGUGUGUGAGGGUGUAACUGCAAUAUACAGCCAGAGGGAAAUCACAGAGACACUGAAUGGAUUCAGCCAGCCUGGGCAAAAUUAUUGUCUCUAUUAAAAAGCAGUCAUUGUUUCUAAUAGCCAUGGUUGAAUUCUCUUCUUUGUGAGACCUGAUUAAGUAAAUCACCAAUAAUUAAAGGCAUGUGAGGCAAGCAGGUUUAUUAUGUGAAUGCUUAUGUCUGCUUGGGGUGAGGAGAUGCUGCAUCUCUUACUGUCUGCCAUCAGCUGCUAAGAUCAUAUAGGUGUAAACAGGCAAAGCAAGAAGUUGGUAAUUGGGAGUGGGUGGCUGUUGUGCUCAAGAAGAAAAGGACUAUAUUGCAAGAAAAAAUCCCGUAUUUUUUUCCAGUUCUCUUUUUGGGGAAGUGUUGGAGACAAUGCCAUGGUUCACAGAAAGUCUUAGCAUGGCUGUCUGAGAAGCACCUUAUGUUUUUGUUAUGGGUGUGAAUGUCUGGGGCUUUAGUCCUUGUCCCUCCUCACCUCUAGCUCAAAGAAGUGGGAUAAAUCAAAGCUGCAGCCUCUCCCCAACUUUUCUGUGUCACAUUGCUCCGUGUGUUGUGGAUGCUGGAGCAAUCCUGUGCUCAAACUGUGGGCUCUAAGGGGGAUUGUGUGGCUAGCCCCAGAAGUUAGCAGGAACAGAAUGAGGAGGACAAAAAAUGAGGCAAUAGAAAUUGAAAUAUAAACACAAAAUAGCUGCCUUCUUACCAGACAUACUCAUUUUAGGUUACAGCUCUCUGUCUGGCCUUUCCGCUCUGCAUCCCAUUCCCUUAUCUCCUGUCUGAGACAGUUCAUCCUAAGACUUUCCUUAUCCUGUCUUUUGAAUUCCUUUCUGGGUACAUGUGAGCCUUGGGGCAGUGUGGAGCAAAGAGGUUGUGUGGUUUCUGGGGGACAGGGAUGCUGUUAACAAAGCAGAACUGAAAAGGAUGAGGUCCCUUACCAUGACCCUUUCGUAAGAAAGAUGUGGUUCUGAAUGCUUUAGUGCCAUUUCCCUGGGACAUGGGAUUAUUUUAGAUAUUUCAGAAUUAAGUACUUCAAAGUCAAAUCUCUAGCAUGAGUAUGUGCAUUAGAAACAAAAUGCAUCAUUUCACAGAUGUCACACUACUUUUAGUGGCUUCAGAACAUGAUUUUACAGCUUAAAAGGAGGGGGGUAGAAAAGGAAUGGCAAAAGGUAAAUGCAUAUUUCAGUUCUUACAUUUUUAAAGUAGAUAAACUCAGUUUUAGUAAUUAUGUAAGAAAAGACAUCAAGUGUUUUAAUGGAGCAAAGAGAAGGAACACAAUUUUUACUGCCUUUCCUGUUUCUUUUAGCACAUAGAACAAUUAGCUUAAAUAUGCCAUUUCAAAGCUUAAGAAGCUUUUAUGUGGAAAUGCUUGAGAAAUUGUUACUGUGUGCUGAUGUGAAAAAAGGCAUUUAUUUUCAUUUCAGCAGUUGAAAAGAUAGUUUCCUGUGAUGCCCUUCAAAAGGCAGUGUUUUGUUUAUAUGGAAUUGCAGUAAAUCCUUAGCAUAACUUAGUGGUGUGUUCAUAAUAAAUCAUUUCCCACAGCUGGCUGUCCUAGGGAUCACAAAAUUGUUUCAAGUUCUGCAGGUACAUAGUAGGCAUUCCCAGUGGAAAUGGAACAUUGCAUACAAACACUAAAUGCAUUUAGAAAACAGGAGUAAUUCUCAGUGAUCUUUGCUAUGUGGAUUACUCUUUUGGUGAAAUAUGCAGGCGGCGUUAAACCUCGCUGCUGCUUUUCUGUGUGGUUUGUGUACAGUUUUUUACUCUAUAGUCUUAAUUUGACAAAGGGCACUGGCAGACUCUUGAUUUCUUGUCCAGGUGAUUAAUUUCACCCAGCAGCUGCAUACACAGAGACAUUCCUGGCUUUAACCUCUUCAUUUACCAGUUAUGAUUCCCAAGGAUGGCACAGUGCCAGCAAAAAGAAGCAUGUGUUCACCUCAUCUGUCCCAGUCAUAGGCUGGUGUGUGACGUGUUGCUGGUGCAAAUAAACCAGAAUGUUGGGAGAAGACCCUGUGUCUCAUUCUCUUGUCCUGAUAACCUCCAGCAAACGAUGGAGGGAGCAACAGGGGACAACAAUUUUCCAGUAAUCCCCCCUCUAAGUAAGAAUCAGUGGGAAAUGGCAGUGAGGUCUGUGGGAACAGAGCUAACUUAAAGCAUGUGAUUAUUUAUGACCUCAGAGAGAGGACUCCUGUCCUGUUUUAUUACAUUAUGUAAGUUAUUACUCACUGAAUUAAGGUCCUGCGUGUUUCAUUUUCACCUAUCAUGUUUUUCUUUUUUUUUUUUCCAUUUUAGUAAUGCGAACCGAUGGUUUGAAAAAUUGUAUUGCUUCUUACAGGAGAAAAAAGAGACUAAAACAAGUAUUAAUGGUGUGGCACAACACUUAGAGUUGUUCCAUGUCUAAUGAAUAUGUAGCAGUUCUAUUUUCUACUUAAACACACAAAAGUUGUCAGAGUAGAAUUGGUUUUAUUUUUUAAAAAAAUGUGUUUAUCUAGGAAAUUAAUUUCUCUAGGGAGUGCUAUUAAAGGCUGCGCAGAGUGGAACAACC
Messenger RNA from Corvus hawaiiensis (hawaiian crow), 6683 nucleotides. RefSeq names its product TruB pseudouridine synthase family member 1 (gene TRUB1). Bases 21 to 884 code for a protein of 287 amino acids. Gene Ontology annotation, biological process: mRNA pseudouridine synthesis; tRNA modification. Gene Ontology annotation, cellular component: mitochondrion. Gene Ontology annotation, molecular function: RNA binding; pseudouridine synthase activity. The transcript is spliced from 8 exons. The record is from RefSeq and is a predicted model, not a curated record. Lineage: Eukaryota; Metazoa; Chordata; Aves; Passeriformes; Corvidae.